AGAAUCCAUUUGGAUGAAACUACUUGGAGAUCGUGGAACGAACAGCCGCUCAGAACUAUCUGCCGAACAAUAUACUGGCUAUCAGUCUUAAUUGCCUUAGGAUUGCUGAUUUCCUUGUCAAAUUUCGGAGCACUGCUUGCUUUACUGAUUAAAAACCAUGAUGACGGCUCGUUUUACCAAAUUAAGGAUAUGGGCUGGGUCCUGGCCUCAGCUGGAUGUUAUGUCCUUGCUUGGAUUGGUCAUUCAUACUUCAUUCUUCAUGAACGACACCAGCCUCAGUUCUCAAAAGUACUCCGUCUCUUCUGGAUCUGUGCUUUGAUCAUCUCCAUCAUCUCUUUCUCAUCCUGGGCGCAGAAUAAAUCUGAUGGUGUAGGAGCUCACUUGGAUGUCUUUACAUCCAUUAUCAUCAACAUUACUGUGAUUGCUCGAUUUGUCCAGAGCUGUAUGCUUGUCCUCUUAGGAGCGUUGCAGGAGUAUCAAUACAGGACUACACGUUCCGCAGACCGGAAUGCCACAGAAGAUCAUAUGUCAGCACACUCAAAUAAUGGCACACUUGUACACGAUAAUGAUGGGGACAGCAGUAGUAACAGGAGCAACAAGGGCAAACAAAAGAAAAAAGAAACAGCCAAAAAGGAUACAACCACAGCACAGAAAGACUACAAGAGACCAACAACGUUCAGAGAGUUUUACGAACACUGUAGGCGCCUUCGCCCGUUCCUUUGGCCAUCCAACUCAAGGAAACUUCAAGCCCACAUCCUGCUUUGCCUCGGAUUGUUAGUCAUUGGACGUAUUGUGAAUGUGCUGGUGCCCUGGCAAGUGGCAAACGUAGUCAAUGCGCUGACAAAAGUGGCAGAAGGCGCUCCUGAAGGCAGAGACGGAAACGGUAACCCGCGGUUUGUUUGGAAAGAGAUCAUGGUAUUCAUUGGCCUCAGGGCACUACAAAGCAACAUCGGUGCUGUCGAUACGCUUCAAGCACUGCUAUGGGUCCCCGUCGGGCAGUUCAACACACGCGAACUGGCAGUGAAGAUGUUUGAACACCUGCUCAAUCUGUCAUUGCGUUUUCAUCUUAACCGCAAGACGGGCGAGAUGCUACGUGUUCAAGAUCGCGGUGUAUCAUCAAUUGUUACGCUGCUCUCCUCGCUCCUAUUCAAUAUUAUACCUUGUUUGAUCGACAUUGCUGUGGCCUGCGUGAUAUUGGCGCGUUCAUUUGAUAUAUACUUUGGGAUCAUUGUCGCAAUAACUAUGAUCUGCUAUAUAUAUGCCACCAUCCUUAUGACAGACUGGAGGACACGCUAUCGUCGUGAAGCGAACGCUCUAGACAAUGUAGUGGAGGGGCGAGCAGUUGAUACGUUACUCAACUACGAAACCAUUAAGCUCUUUGCCACUGAGAAAUUUGAGACUGAGAAAUACGCCGAGGCUAUUGAUACAUACCAGAAGGCGGACCGCAAAUCUCAGUAUACGCUCGCCAUCCUCAAUACAACCCUCAAUCUCGUGAUCCAAGGGGGCCUGGCACUUGGAUGUCUGCUAUGUGCGAAGAGAGUCGCUGAACACAAAAUGGGGGUCGGUGAGUUUGUUCAGUACUAUGCAUACAUUCUUCAGCUUUAUGGGCCGCUGACUGUAUUUGGCACAUCCUACAGAUCACUUCAGAAAAACUUUAUCGACAUGGAGAAGAUGUUGGAUUUGUUCAAGGAGCCUGUCGAGAUUCAGGACCAGCCUGAAGCUAAACCACUUGUUAUGUCUGGUGGUGAAGUUGUCUUUGAAAAUGUGUCUUUCGGAUAUAAUCCUCAGAACCCCAACCUGAAGUCAGUGUCAUUCAGAAUCCCACGAGGGAAAAAGCUUGCUCUAGUUGGCCCCUCUGGAGGCGGCAAGUCCACGAUUCUACGACUCCUUUUCCGUUUCUAUGACCCUACACAGGGCAGGAUCUUGAUUGACGGCCAGGACAUCAAAAACGUUACCCAGACCAGUCUGCGUAGAAAGAUUGGUAUUGUGCCACAGGAUACGACACUAUUCAAUCAAACAAUUGGAUACAACAUUGGGUAUGAUGAGGAUUGGGAGGAUGAUAGUCGUAUCCAAGCUGCGGCAGAAGCGGCACGGAUCCACGAGAUUGUUAAUCGAUUUCCAGAGGGAUACUCGACUCUCGUAGGAGAGCGUGGCAUGCGCCUGUCUGGAGGUGAGAAGCAGCGUGUUGCCAUUGCUCGAACUAUUCUCAAGAAUCCACCCAUCUUGCUUCUCGACGAAGCAACCAGCGCUUUGGAUACACAAACGGAGCGUGAGAUCCAAAAUUCGAUCGAAUCCAUCUCCAAGGACAGGACAACGCUCAUGAUUGCACAUCGACUGUCAACGAUUGUUGACGCGGAUGAAAUCUUGGUGAUUCAGAAGGGCGAGAUUGCAGAACAAGGCAGCCAUGAAGAGCUCAUGCAGGCUGGAGGGAUCUAUGCUGCGAUGUGGAUGCAGCAGCUCCGAGAAGACCGGACACUUGUAGGAAGUAGCCAUUCGAGUCAGAAGGAAUCCUCCAAAGGGGAGGAAGAGUCGGAUGAAAUUGACUCUUCUGACGGGGAGCACAGUGGUCAAUCAGGCCGAUUUAUUAGCCGAAGAUGCCAUCAUAAUGAAGGGCAUUCUCGUUACCCCUAUCAAGGAAUGACUGGGGAUAGGAGAAGUAGACAGAUGAUGUCUCUCUCGUUGCCUACUUAUACGAUAGGGCAUAAUGCCUCAGGAGUGGAUAUGGACCUAGGAUACGCACGGGAUAUCUUUGAUCGACCUGUAGGAUCAGGAGUUGCCAUUCAGGACUUCUCGGAUGAUUUCCUUUACGAAGACGAUUUUAAUCCAGAUACUCCUUCUCAGUAA
Messenger RNA from Lobosporangium transversale, 2844 nucleotides. RefSeq lists its product as hypothetical. The transcript has 6 exons. Gene Ontology annotation, biological process: transmembrane transport. The record is from RefSeq and is a predicted model, not a curated record. NCBI's taxonomy places the organism in Eukaryota, Fungi, Mortierellomycota, Mortierellomycetes, Mortierellales, Mortierellaceae. Gene Ontology annotation, cellular component: membrane. Bases 190 to 2844 code for a protein of 884 amino acids. Gene Ontology annotation, molecular function: ABC-type transporter activity; ATP binding; ATP hydrolysis activity.